UGCGACACUCUUGACGGAUGUUGCGUCACGGCCGCUUUAAAGCAGACGCAGUCAAGAGCAGACCGACCACAAAUCCCGGACCAGAUGGAUCCUUUCGGACCCUAAAGAGACGGACUUAGACCCAAACUGAGACCCGGGUCGAAGACAUUGUGUCCGUUUGGACAAACCCGGGACGAAAACGGGAAUUUUCCUCCGGUGUCGGAGCGUUUAGAGUUAGACCCGAUCGGAGGUGCCUCUGUGGCCGGGAGCCUCCAUCCAAAAUGGCUGACGCUGAGGUUUUCCUGUCCCCGUCUAUUCGGCCACUUCACCUCAGCCCCGCCCAUUCCUUCCCGCCUCCUCCACCGGCUUCCUCUUCCCCCACUACCUUCUCCUGUCCUUCCUCUCCUUCCAGCGCUUCCUCCUCGUCCUCAUCCAUUUCCUCCUCCUCUUGCUCUGAAAGUUCCUCAGAUUGCCCAAACCACCACCAUCAUCAUCAUCAUCAUCACCACCACCACCAACCCAGACCCCAGCUACAGCUUCCUCCCCCCUCCCAGAGCGAGCAUCCAUCCUCCCCCAGUGCCAGUCCUCGCAGCUCCAGCCCCAGCGGGAGCGUCAGCAGCAGCGGCAGCCUCUGCAGCAGCAGCCCCAGCGAGGGCAUCGGCAGCAGCGGCGUGUCCAGCAGCGGCGAACCGCGGGGGCCGAGCCCCCAGCUGGAUGUCAUCUCCGAAGAUGCCAUGGAGAUGGACCUGGGGGUCCAGCAAGUUAUUGACCCAGAGGUGGCGCUGAAGGCCUGCCAGGAAGUUCUGCUCCAAGUAAAGCUGUUGGACAACAAGCCCGUCCAGCACGACCAGCAGCCCCCCGCCGAGGCGCCGGAGCGCUGCAGCCCGCAGUGGCACAUGAACCCGGACACCAGCUCCAUCAAAGAGGAAGACGAGGAUGAGGACGAGGCCCACAAGCACGCGCCCACGCCUCAGCGGGACCGCGUCUCCUUACCCCAGUCGGCCUCCUCGUCGUCAUCCAAGCAGUCCUGGUUGCUGCGGCUCUUCGAGUCCAAGCUUUUUGACGUUUCCAUGGCGAUUUCUUACCUGUACAAGUCCAAAGAACCGGGCGUGCAGGCGUACAUCGGGAACCGCCUGUUCAGCUUCCCCGACAGCGAGGUGGACUUCUACCUGCCCCAGCUGCUCAACAUGUAUGUGCACAUGGACACGGAGGUGGGAGAUUCCAUCAGACCCUACCUGAUCCACCGCUGCAGAGGGAGCAUAACCUUCUCCCUGCUGUCGGCGUGGCUGCUGGGCGCCUACUCCUCGGACAUGCACAUCUCCACGCAGCGCUUCUCCAGAGGAACGAAGCUGCGGAAGCUGAUCCUGUCCGACGACCUCAAACCGUCGGAUCCGGCCCGCUCGGUGCCGCCGUCGGUUUCCGACAGCCCCGUGUCUUCGCCGGCGCACCGCCGCUGUCACCGCAGGCACAACAGCAACAACGUGGACGCCUCCCCCGCCUCCGCUGCAGGCCCCGCCCCCGACAGCCCCGAUCAGGGGGAGGUCUUUGCCUCCCCGUCCAGACGGACGCACCAGAGGUCAAAGUCAGAGGUCACGCUGGUCAGCAGCGGGUCAAGCUCCAGUCUGCGGCGGACGGGGAGCAACCCAAAGGUGGAGGCGAUGCACGAUGAGCCGGAGCGUCUCCGCCCACAGAGGGAAUUCGUCAAGUCCCUCUUCUGCAUCGGGAAGCGUCUGGUCACGCUGCCCACCAAAGAGCAGAAGACGCAGCGGCUGAUCUCUGAGCUGUCGCUGCUGAAUCACAAGCUGCCGGCCCGAGUCUGGUUACCCACGGCUGAGUGCCAGCACCACGUCUGCCGGCUGCCCCCCACCCAGGGCGUGGUCCUGAACUCCAAGGACAAGGCCCCGUACAUCAUCUACAUCGAAGUUUUGGAGUGCGACAGCUUUGAAACCUCUCCCGUUCCCAUUCGAAUCCCAGAGACGAGGAUCCACUCGUCACGCUCCGAGGAAAGCCUGGACUCCGGGGCCACGGCUAACGCCAACAGCGUGAUCACGGCCGAGCACAGAGCGGGAAGUUUCUCCACCGUCCCGAACUACGACAACGACGACGAAGCGUGGGCCACCGACGACAUCGGGCAGCUGCAGGUGGAGAUGGAGGCUCAGACCAGCAGCAGUGACAACAUCAGCCAGUUUUCAGUGGACAGCAUCACCAGUUUGGAGAGCAAAGAGCCCAUGUUCAUCGCUGCCGGAGACAUCAGACGGCGUCUGUCAGAAAACCUCGCUCACCCGCCCACCUCGUUUAAGUGGGACCCCGAGGACCCGUCGGCAGUCGCGCUGAAAGAGCCGUGGGAAGAGAAAGUCAGACGGAUCAGAGAGGCGUCUCCCUACGGUCAUCUGGCCAACUGGAAGCUGCUGUCAGUCAUCGUGAAGUGUGGAGAUGACUUGAGGCAGGAGCUGCUCGCCUACCAGGUGCUCAAGCAGCUGCAGUCCAUCUGGCAGCAGGAACGAGUUCCUCUGUGGAUCAAACCUUAUAAAAUCUUAGUGAUGUCCUCGGACAGCGGGAUGAUCGAGCCCGUCCUCAACGCCGUCUCCCUGCACCAGGUUAAAAAACAGAGUCAGCUGUCGCUGCUGGACUACUUCCUGCAGGAACACGGCAGCUUCACCACCGAGGCUUUUCUCACGGCUCAGAGGAACUUUGUGCAGAGCUGCGCCGGCUACAGCCUCAUCUGCUACCUGCUGCAGGUCAAAGACAGACACAACGGCAACAUCCUGCUGGACUCUGAAGGACACAUCAUCCACAUCGACUUCGGCUUCAUCCUCUCCAGCUCCCCUAAAAACCUGGGCUUUGAGACAUCUGCCUUCAAACUCACGUCCGAGUUUGUUGAUGUGAUGGGCGGUCUGGACGGAGACAUGUUCAUCUAUUAUAAGAUGCUGAUGCUGCAGGGUUUGAUCGCAGCCAGAAAACACAUGGAGAAAGUGCUGCAGAUUGUGGAAAUUAUGCAGCAAGGCUCCCACCUGCCCUGCUUCCACGGCUCCAGCACCAUCCGCGGCCUGAAGGAGCGUUUCCACAUGUCCCUGACCGAGGAGCAGCUGCAGGUUCUGGUGGAGCAGCUGGUGGACGGGUCCAUGCGCUCCAUCACCACCAAGCUCUACGACUCCUUCCAGUACGUCACCAACGGCAUCAUGUGACCCCGCGGGCGGAGUUCUCCCCUCUUUCCGACGGAAACUAGAAGCUGAACGUCUCACUAAAGGAUUUAGUGGAAAUGAAGUUUUGAUUCUUUUGGAAUCUGAUGGAUGGAUCCCACCAGCAUUUUGUUGAGGUGAUCUGUUUACAUUUAUAUCGUUACACUUUUGAUUGUUUAACGUACAGAAUCUGGACAUUCUGUGGUCCAAAACACUAAAUGAGGCGGAGAUGGGAACCUUUCAGACGCCAUCCGGACUCUUUCUUUUUGUGGAUCACUUCAGAUCUUUGUUACGGCUGCUGAAAAGAUUCGGUGGAGACGAGGAUCUCUUUACCUUCAAGGUAUAAUCACUAAUUAGCCCUCUAACUACGUCACUAACGAAGCUUUUUGCCUGUUGUUUCCCGGUAGUUUGGGGCUGAUUGUGUCCUUUUGUUGCAAUGAAAGCUUUAACGAAAAGUGACAACAUCCCGAAACGGAUGCAAAUCGCUAAAACCAACCACUUUUAUUCUAAACGAAACAACAAAAAUAAACAAGAAGGAAGUCUAGUGUUUCCUCAAUAUUCCAUUUGUUUUGUUGGAAUUAACCUGUAAGUGAAUAAAAAAAAGUCAAAUAAAUUGUAAAAAACACUUAAGUCGGUUCAUCCUGAUUGGGAUGGCUUUAACUCUAAGAAAAAUUAACUCGUUUAAUAAUUACUCAGAUGAAAUCCAUCCAUAAAGUGAAGCCUGCCGUUAAACAUGUUGUAAUCCAGCAUGGCGGCAGCAGAUCCACAUUUAAUGAAGCCGUGGUGAGCACCAGAAAGGCGCCGUCGGCCGCGGCGGCCUGCGUCCUACCGAAGGACGUCGUCUUUGUUUGUUGUUCUUAAAGAACAGAAAUGAUAAAAUGUGCAGAUUUUUUCUUUUCUUCCCCCUCUGCGUUCUUUCUGCAGACAUGUUGCCAUGGCGAUUGAAGAGAGAAAAGGAAAAAAAACAACAGUUAGAGGCUUUCAUCAGAGCUGCCGGUAUUUCACCAGACAGUCGUCAUGGCAAAAUUUAAGAGGAAUCUCAGAAAAGACACAACAAAAAUAUCUACUGACACUAAAAACAACACACAGCCCAGGUUUAUGUAUUUAAAGCAAAGAGCAGCACUAGUUUUAAAAAAUAAAGUUAAUGUGACUGAGAAAUUAAAAAGAAAUUGGCUUUAUUUACCAUUUAUCAAUAUUUUCUCCAAUGACCACUAGGGGGAGACAUUUCCCCCCAAAGUGAGCUCUUCCCUUAUUUUACUUUCAGACUCAUAGUUAUCAUUUGCUGAAUAAUUUCCAUAUUUUUACAAAGAUGCACAUUCUUUUAAAGGAAUUUACCUUGAAAAGAACAACUUAGUGCCCAGUAGAAAAGCAAAUAGGACACAUUUGAGAAUAACUCCUACAAAUUAAAAGCCUUUUGAGCCUAAAUGUCGUUAACUCUAAAAUAAAUGCAUUUUCUUUAAGCGAAAUUUAAAAAAUACUAAAAAGGAUGACUGCAGUAUUAGGAAAGGAGAUUAGGCAGGAGAGAUGAACAAUAUUCCUGCUGGAUUUUCACAUUCACUGGUGCUGAAACACCAAAACUUUAUUGGCAUCCCGUUUCAGAACAGUUACCAAAUAAAACAAGGCUUGCACCCCUGAUGAUGCCUCUUUUGGCCUAACAGGACCUUGAAUGCCUUUUUCUUCUGGAGUUUAAAACUACCUCCAUUAUGGUCCGAGAGUUUUUUUUAAAUAAAAUUGUGUCAAGCGUUUUCUGGUACAAAAGAAGAUCUAAAUGAACAAACGACGUCACAGAAGCAGCGCAGUUUCCUUAUGUUGUUAUCAUUUGCUGAGUAACUUCACUAUUUUCUGAGGGAUGCUUAUUUAUUUGGAGUGAAAUGAUCUUAAAAAUGAACAAUUUAUGACCCUGUAGGAGCAAAAGGUGACCCAUUAGUAGAACAACUCCUACAAAUUAAAAGCCAAAAUGUCUUGAACUCAAACUAAUGUGAAACUUGUGUAAACACAGUUUAAAAAAAAAGUUACAAUAAAGAAGCAAAAGGAUGACUAAUAAAUAAUAAAUUAAUAAUAAAUUGACAAAAAUGUGAGCACUGUCUGGUAAAAAAUCCGUAUCUUUCAAUGUCGCAGCGUUUUUAUCAGGACGUUUCUUCCCGCUGAUGAUUUUGACUGAAGAGACUUGUUGGAUUACCGCUAAUCUGGCUUGGAUGAAACAUUCCCUUCUGCUGAUUCCUGUUUCUGCAGAUUAAAUAAGACUGAACGUUUCUUUUUAGGACUCUUAUAGUUCUUUUUUUUGUUUGUUCUGAGUAAACAGAAACGCUUGUUGAGCCGUUCAUACGUGGAAACAGAAGAUUUCUCCUCACAAAGUGAAGAUUUUGAUGAUGUCUGAUCUUAACUCCAGCAUUUUGCCUGGUUGGCUAUUAAACUCUUAUUAUCCUCUGAAAACGCGCCAGCAGCUCAUAGAUUUGAGUAAAAAAAAAACUGCUGAGCGUUUAUUUCUUCUUCUCGCUGCCUUUGUUUGUAACACCAGCUUUAUUUUUCUCAUCAAUCAAAACAAAUUCAGCUAAAAUAUGGCGGACAAAUGAAACAAAGUUGGUGGGAAAUUUGAGAGAGAGAUUCAAUAAUAAUAUAAAUAAUAUAACACGACUGUUUCAGGAUUAUUUUCUUUCUAGCCAAAGCGAAAAUGUGUUCUUUGUCGGCCAUAUUUUCAGAUUCUUUUUUUAUUUUUUAAUUGCAGUAUUUCUUAAAAAACAACAAGAAAACCCCAGAAAAGUUCCCGUCUGAACCAAACUGUGAAGAAGCGAACGUUUUCUAGCAUUUAUAAACCGACGGUGAAGCCGCUGGCUGCAUUUGUGUUGUUCAUGUUUUGACCACUAUCGGAGAAGCACAGGUUGUUGUGAACGCAGCAACGUGCCGCUCUCUGCUACACCUAGUCUGCUGCUUUCCACAUGUUUACAUCUGCUUUCGUCAUCUUUUCUGUUGUAACUAUUUAUGAACGUUCUUCUGUGAGAAAAAUGGCUGCCUUGAGACUUACAGACGUUACAAUCGCUUAUCAAUGCAAAGGGAGGCCAACGCGGUGUUUGGACCUCAAAAAGUGCUUUUUUUGUUUUGUUUUUGUGUGUGACAUAUUUGAUCACUUUAGGGGCAGGUUUCCAUGGUUACGUCUCCACAAAUAUGUUAUCUGGAAAAAAAAGGUUAAUAUUUAAAUGUACUUUUUGUUUUGUUUUUAAACCACUUUACCAUAGUUUCAUGUAUGAAAGUGACCUUUAUUUUGUCUCUCAGAAGUGCAAAAGAAGUGUUUUUAAACAAAAAAACAAAAUCUGAACAGUUUUGACUGAAGUCUCCGUGAGAAACGCUCGCCCCUUCUUUGUUCCCAAGCUCCAAACCGACGUUUUUCAACCUGAAAGACCUUUUUAAGUGCAUUUAUUCUGUGUGUAAAUGUUUGUCUCAUUCAAUAAAUACAGUUUUUAACUUCAGAGCUUGUAACACUAAAUGCAUUAAAACACAUUUGCUUUA
This is a messenger RNA of Oryzias latipes (Japanese medaka), 6662 nucleotides long. Its product is annotated as phosphatidylinositol 4-kinase beta. Gene Ontology annotation, biological process: phosphatidylinositol-mediated signaling; phosphatidylinositol phosphate biosynthetic process. Gene Ontology annotation, cellular component: cytoplasm; membrane. Gene Ontology annotation, molecular function: 1-phosphatidylinositol 4-kinase activity. The record is from RefSeq and is a predicted model, not a curated record. Lineage: Eukaryota; Metazoa; Chordata; Actinopteri; Beloniformes; Adrianichthyidae.